AUGCAGGCUGAGGCCACAGAUGUGUCCUUGCAUGAGGGCAUCCAAGCUCUUGGUGUCAGAGAGGAAGAAAAUCAAAAGGAAGCCUGCAAACAGGAAGAAGAAAGCGCUGAGCAACAGGAUGCUGAGAUGACAGCAGCGUCAUUGGAGGACACGGAAAACACAGACAGCAAAGACCAAGACACAGACAAGCUUGAGGAAGACAAACACCAAAAUGCACCACCGUCAGUCGCAGCGGUCCCAGUGGAAGAGGGAACGCGGACGACAGACAAGGACGGCGAAUGGGAGCUCGUGUACAGCGACGAGGAAAUGGAGGACCCAAAGAACUGGAUGCCUCCUCCCGCCGAGAUCAAGAGACUCUAUGAGCUGCUGGCCAAAGGCGAGAUGCUGGAGCUCAACUUUGAACCCCUUCCCCGAAGACCGCCCACGCCCGAACGCAGCCUUUCGCCCGAAAGGGAAAACGAGGACGACGAGGCGGAGGAGAGAGAAAGGAAGGAGAGGGAACGGAAACCUCCGAGUCCAACAGAGUUCGACUUUAACGAAGAGCAACAAAUCCAAGGGACCCCGAAAAACUCCUUUAUUAACAGACGUCGAACACCGGGUUCAUCGGCUCGCUCUUCCGUGAAAAGGGAAGCCCGGCUGGACAAAGUUCUAUCGGACAUGAAGCGCCACCGCAAAAUGGAAGAGCACAUCCUUCGCACGGGGCGAGAUCUCUUCAAGAGCGAGAAGAAGCUGGAGGCGGCGCUAUCGCCCAACAGCCAGAAGGAACGAGACAAGGAACGCGAGCGAGACAGCAAUCCCAAUACAGUCUUCUCUCCCAGGCAGAGGCGAUACUGA
This is a messenger RNA of Nerophis lumbriciformis (worm pipefish), 834 nucleotides long. The record is from RefSeq and is a predicted model, not a curated record. NCBI's taxonomy places the organism in Eukaryota, Metazoa, Chordata, Actinopteri, Syngnathiformes, Syngnathidae.